AUGUUGAUCGAAAGCUACUUUGUGUCGGUCUCGGGGCCUCCCCUGGCAAACAACACUGCCAUCUCAAAGGACGCCGGAAUAUACGAACACACCCUUCACCCGAGCCACUCAACGUCGAACACCCUCAAGAAGAGCUCCGUUCCGCGCAACUGCCUGGCCGUCAGUGAUACCCACGUAUUCGCUGCCCAGGACGACAAAUCAACUAUCUACGUCUACUCCAGAGCAAAGGGCAACCAAGAAGCAUUGGUGACCCUGCCGGAACGUAUCAGAAGCGUUGCUCUGCUUGAUGAUGUGCUCAUCCUAGGAACACAGGAAGGGAGACUGAUCAUCUGGGAGGUAUGCACUGGCCGGCAAGUGACCACGCCAGCAUCACACGUGCAGGCUGUGAGCUGCAUUGCUGCCACGCCUUUCCACCUGAUCACAGGUUCUGAUGAUUCCAACAUCCAUGUUUGGUCUCUCCCUCGCCUGCUGGAGCUGGAUUCUACCAUUGAACAUGAGCCUCAAGACACUCUGUCAAAUCAUCGAGCUGCCAUCACCUCCCUCGCUGUAGGUCAGAGUGUGAAUCCUGACACCAACAUCUGCAUCUCAGCGAGCAGAGACAAGUCAUGCAUCAUCUGGAAUUACCAGCUCGGGGUAGCUCUGCGGACCCUGCUGUUCCCUAGCGCGCCUCUCUGCCUGUCUCUCGAUCCGUGUGCACGUGCCUUCUACGUAUCUUCCGAGGACGGUUCGCUGUAUGCCGUCGAGCUAUUCGCGGAAAAGGCUUUACUUGGCCCUCAGAGUGGCGAGGAAAGCUCUACUGCUGUACAGGUAUCGUCUGCAUUCGGCGCCGCUCCCCAGGAAGCUGGCCCUGCCUCCUGCCUCGGGGUGAACUAUGACGGUACUAUCUUGAUAUCAGGCCAUCCCCGUGGCCAUGUUCUCCGAUGGGAUCUCAGCAGCCGAGCAGACUCUACGGAGCUGGCGAACCUCAAUGCCUCGGUCACGAACGUCGAGUUCGUUCCGCUGCUCACUCCGGCACGGUCUACAAAGUCUGCCAUGGUAGUCAAGCCAUUUUUGGGCAGUAGGAGCUACGACUUCACCUCGCAGCUGGGCUCUGAUCUGGUGAGCGACACAAGAUUCGGCAAAAUGCUCAACUCGAAUGGGAUCCCAAAAGAUGUCCUGGAGCAGGCGAUACUCGCCUUCCAAGAGCCCGCCGGCGAUAACAUUGGCGACCAAGAAGUACGGAAAGAGAACGAGGAACUCUGGGAGAUUAUCAACCAGCAGCGUGCUCUACAGAAGAAGACUCUCGACCGCUACGUUGAAGCCAAGUCAGCCAAUGCCUGA
Anthostomella pinea is the source of this 1320-nucleotide messenger RNA. The record is from the annotation of a GenBank genome assembly. NCBI's taxonomy places the organism in Eukaryota, Fungi, Ascomycota, Sordariomycetes, Xylariales, Xylariaceae.